This is a messenger RNA of Oryzias latipes (Japanese medaka), 5924 nucleotides long. NCBI's taxonomy places the organism in Eukaryota, Metazoa, Chordata, Actinopteri, Beloniformes, Adrianichthyidae. The record is from RefSeq and is a predicted model, not a curated record.
AUUACUCCACGGAGACCGCUACCUGCUUUUUCACUGAAAAUAUCAGGAUUUUGCUGGACCGACGGGGGGUUGUUGGUGCUGUUUUCCUGGAUCUUAAGAAGGCUUUUGAUACUGUUAAUCACAAAAUCUGUAAAAAUUAUGCUAUUUUAACUUUUCUUCUGAUGCACUGCAAUGGAUUGACUCUUACCUCACUGACCGCUCCCAACUUGUCAAAGCCCAGUCAUUUAAAUCUGCAGCUCUCAGUCUGCCAACUGGUAUUCCCCAAGGAUCAAUUUUGGGACCUUUGCUAUUUUCCCUGUACAUUAAUGACCUUCCAUCUAGUUGUCCUGAUGUUUCUGUGCAGAUGUAUGCUGAUGGCACUGUAGUCUAUGUUCAUGGCAGUAAUUCCUCUCAGGUGGCUGAGAAGCUCACCAAUGCCAUGGUUAAUAUCACAGCUUGGUUGAAGUACUCUUGUUUGCAGUUAAACACUUCUAGAACAGUUGCAAUGUUUUUCACCAAGUCCAAUAAUAAUCUCACUGCUGAACCAGAUGUUUUUGUUUCAGGAGAAAGGCUACAGAUUGUGUCAGAAUACAAAUAUCUUGGUGUCAUAAUGGACUCAAAGCUGUCUUUCAAAUCACACAUCAAAAGGGUCUGCAAUAGAAUCAAAUUAAACCUCAGUACUUUUAGACACAUUCGCCAUCAGAUCUCCACACAGACAGCAAAAACGUACAUGCACUCUAUGAUUUUCUCUCAUAUCAUACGUAGCCCUAAUUAUAAAGCUUGCCCUGGUCGCCUUCAUCUCCCACAGGUCUUUCCAGGAGAACUUCCUCUUCUCUCCUUCCCAUCCCAUCCACUGACCUUGCUUUGCCUGGGCCACGGCUUGAGCACACCUUGCUGGUUCCUCUUCCUGGCGUUUCUCUUGGACCACCAGUCUACGCCUCUCAGCUGGGUUUGCCUUCCUCCAGGAAGGUGCGCUAGAUGAGAGACCAAGACCACUGCUCCUCCUGCUUGGGCAACCAGUGAGUCACAGAUCUCCCCCAGCAUUAUGUGACUGAAGACGAUUUUUACAACCAACAGAGACAUUUCAGAGUGCAACAGGAGGAACCAGAACCUCCACAGAUCAAAGAGGAACAGGAAGAAAUAGAACUUCCACAGUUCAUAGCGGAACAAGAGGAACCAGAACCUCCACAGAUCAAAGAGGAACAGGAGGAACCAGAACCUCCACAGAUCAAAGAGCAACAGGAGGAAAUAGAACUUCCACAGUUCAUAGAGGAUCAAGAGGAACCAGAACCUCCACAGAUCAAAGAGGAACAGGAGGAACCAGAAUCUAUACAAAAUGAAGAGAAAUGGGGGGAACCAGAACCCUCACAGAUUAAAGAGGCCAACGAAGAGCUCUGCAUCAGUCAGGAGAAACAGCAGCUUGAUUUAAAGCAGGAGACUGAUACCUUGAUGGAGACUCCUACUUAUGAGGAAAAUGAGAGCAGUGAAGCAGAUUUAAACGAUCAGCAGAGCUUUAAUGAAACUGAUAGUCAGGAUGAAGAAGGAAACCAACAUGAAGAAUCGACAACAACUACAGAUGAAGAGACAGACCCAGAGAACAGAGAUCAGACGAUCCCAAGUUUUGGUUACUUGUCUCGAUUUAGACUUCAUAAGAGAAUCCAUAAAAAAGGGAAGCAUUUUGCUUGUAAAGAAUGCACUAAAAGUUUUAGUAAUAUAACCUAUCUCAAAUCACAUAUGCGAACCCAUACAGGAGAAAAGCCUUUUUCUUGUAAAGAAUGUGAUCAAAGUUUUAGACAAAUAGCCCAUCUCAAUUCACACAUGAGAACUCACACAGGAGAUAAGCCUUUUUCUUGUAAAGAAUGUGACAAAAGCUUUAGUCAGAUGCAUAGUCUCAAAAGACACAUGAGAACUCACACAGAAGAUAAGCCUUUUUCUUGUCAAAGAUGUGACAAAAGCUUUAGUCAGAAUAAUACUCUUAAAGCACACAUGAGAACUCAUACUGGAGAAAAACCUUUUUCUUGUAAUGCAUGUGAUAGAAGUUUUUCUCAUGUAUCUAAUCUCAAUAUUCACAUGAGAACUCAUACAGGAGAAAAGCCUUUUUCUUGUAAAGAAUGUGAUAGAGGUUUUACUAAUGUAUCUAGUCUCAAAAUUCACAUGAGAAUUCAUACAGGAGAAAAGCCUUUUUCUUGUAAAGAAUGUGAUAGAAGUUUUAGUCAUAAAUAUGCUUUAAAAAGACACAUGAGAACUCACACAGGAGAGAAGCCUUUUACUUGUAAGGAAUGUGAUGCAAGUUUUAGUCACAGAUCUAGUCUUAAAACACACAUGAGAAUCCAUACAGGAGAAAAGCCUUUCUCUUGUAACAAAUGUGACAAAAGUUUCAGUGAUGUAUCUAAUUUCAAAAAACACAUGAAAACUCACACAGGAGAUAAAACCUUUUCCGUGUAAAGGAUUUUAUUUAAGGUCUUUACUUAGGUAAGACAAGGAAACCCAGCAGCAAAAGACAUUAGGGCUUGACAUAAAAAGAGGGGAAUAUGAUGAAAAAGUAACACUUUUCUUUGAUCAAUAAAAAAUGGGAAUUUAAAACAGAACUUACACAGAUUGAGAUUUUGUUUUAUUUUUUAUUGUAUGUUGGAAACAACUCAAAGUUCAUGAAAUUAAUUAUUAUGGCCAGCAGCAGUCACAGACUGCAAGGACCAUAUUGUAACUUCUACGAGGAUCGAACCUCAAAAAGGUUCAUAGCCAUUGUUUAAGAGCUGUUUGGAAGGUAGGGUAGUUUUCCCAGUUCCUAAUGUGCUGUGGCUGCGUAUUCCAUAACUCUGAGCCUCUGAUUGACGACACAGUUUGGCUGAAUUUAGUCCUGCGCCUUUGAACAUUACAGUCCCGUCGAGUUAAAGCCCUGGUGCCUAUUCCAACAUUUGUUUUUUUACUUAUAAAAUCUAACAAGGGGGGAGGGGCCAGCCCAUUAAAAACUUUAAAAAUGAGACAGGCAUCCAUGUACAUUUUAUAACUUUCAAAGUCCAUCAUGCCAUACUUGGUUAGAAUGUCACAGUAAUGAUAACGCAGAGGCUUUUUGUCUAAAACCUUCAGGGUUCUCUUAAACAGAGACUUCAGGGGUUUCAAAGUGCUUUCGUUUGUCUGGGACCAUGUAGUAAGACAAUAAGUUAUAUGACUAAAAAUCAAUGAAUGCAUGUAAACCUUUGCAGCCUCAGUAGUUAGAGAAGACCUUAUUUGUUUAAAAUUUGACAGAUUGAAUUUAACAAUAUAGGAUAUUUUCUUUACAUGAUCUUUAAAAGUUAAGUUUGAAUCAAAGAUUACGCCAAGAUACUUAAAUUGUUCUACAACUUCCAAUCGCUCCCCAUUGACCACUACAGAUGGUUGUUCUUCCCUCGUUGGCUGACGUGAAAAAAACAUACAUACAGUCUUUUUAGUAUUGAGAUGUAAGCAUGACCUUUGGAGCCACUGAAAGAUUGGAACCAUGGCUCCAGACAGAACUGCAGCUGCUUCAGCUUUUGUUUUGGAAUGAGCAUAUAGAACUGUAUCGUCUGCAUAUAAUUGUAUUUUUGUUUUUUUGCAGACAUCUGGCAGGUUGUUCACAUACAAGCUGAAUAAAAGUGGCUCCAAUACUGAGCCUUGAGGAACUCCAUCUGAACAACUAAGAAACGAUGACUGUGAAUUUUCAAUUUGUACAGCUUGUUUUCUGUCAUGGAGAUAUGAUUUCAUCCAGCAGAGGGCACUGUUCGAGAAAUUAAAAUAUGAUAACUUUGCAAGGAGAACAUCAUGAUUAAUAGUAUCAAAAGCACGUUUCAGAUCAAGGAAUACAGCACCCACAAAGCCUCCCUUGUCAAGCAGCUGUUUCACAUUUUCAAGGAAAUAACAACUGGCUGUAUCAGUGGAGUGAUAUUUUCUGAAGCCAAACUGCAUUGGAUGGAGAGAGGUUUGACUGUUGUUGAGAUGUAGAGUUAGUUGUGUUGUGACCCAUUUUUCUAAGAUUUUUGAAAUAAUUGGUAGAAUGCUUAUUGGACGGUAGUUCUCAGGUUUUGUUUUGUCCCCAGACUUAAAAACAGGUAUAACCCUAGCAAUUUUCCAUGUUGUUGGCACUAUGCUGUGGUUAAUGGACAGAUUAAUCAGAUGUACAAUUGGGUGUGCGAGAACAUCUUUAUGUUGUUUAAUAAAAUGACUAGAGAAACCAUAUGCAUCUCUAGCUUUGGAGCUUUUGAGGGAUGAGAUUAUUUUUAGAACAUCAGGAGCAGAUAUUUCCUUAAUAUGAAAUAUUGGCUUACUAUUGUCUACAGAUUUCCAUGGGAUAUCUGGACAUUUUAGUUGCCGCUUUAAAUCUUCAAUUGAACUAAUAAAAAAGUUAUUAAAACUGUUGACAAUAAUAUCCAAAUUGUCCGUUAAUGCACCAUUUAUCUUAAGCUGGAGCUCUCUGGUGUUAUGCUCUUUUUUUCGUCCUAAUAGCUUAUUUAGGUGCUUCCAUACAAUCUUUCCAUUUCCAUGUGCUUCAAUAAUUGAAUUAAUGAAAAAGUUUGCCCUUGCUUUACGCAUGUGGUAAAUAACCUUGUUUCUAAGAGAUGUAAAUAUCUGACGGUCACUUGUAGUUUUGGUUUUUAGGGAUUUUAUCAAUGCACUGUCUCUCUCUCUCAUUAAUUUUCUAAUAUCAUUAUUAAUCCAUGGUAGGUUUUCUUUAAAUUGUUUGGUUACUCCUUUCUUUGAGAAAUGAGCCAGUGUGUCAUUGAUCAUUCGUAUAAGGAGAUUAGAGCUUUCUUCGAUGUUAUUGUUUUCAACUACAUUUGUCCAAUUGAGAUGUUCAAGAUCAUUUUUUAAAUGCUGUUGCCUAUUUUUAGGAAUAAAAGUGUAAGGUAUCCCUCUGACUGAUCGACUCACAUGUCCCUAGCGUAAGUCUAUAAUCACAUCAUCGACCUCGAAGGUUGGCGGUGAGGGCCACGGUGGUGAGUUGAUUUGGCUGUGGAAGGCGGGUUGCGUCUGCAGGCUGUACAUGGCCGCUUGCGGCUUUAGUUUUACACGUACUUGUAAAUAGAGAAAUGUUUUGAAUCUAAAUUCUAUGUAUACACUGGCCUUAGUAACUGGUCAUUGUGUCUGGUUUGUACGUAGAGCCUGAAAACGGGCUUAAAAAUCUACGUAGUGACACAUGGAUGUACAGGCUUUUACAUACACUUUUCAUUGAAAGUGUAAUUUCAAGAGACUACAAAGACACCAUGUACUAUUUUGAAAUAGAGCUGCAAAAUAAAAAGUCUGGAACAAGAUUUGUUUUUUUUUUACAUUUCUCACCAAGCCUCUUCCAACUGCAGGUACAUGCGCAAGGAUCGGAUACCAAUAGUAAAGUGUGAACUCCAUGUGCUAAAAGUGGGUCCAAGAAUAAUCGUUUAGCGUGUUCUUGAACGUGCCACAAUUGCUUGCUGUGUGUGUAGCAUAAAAGUUAAAUCUUCAUGUUUUGAAUGGCUUUUACUGUUCAAAGUUACCGUUUUUUAUUUAUUGUAUUGGCAUUGUUGAUUUGAUUUUUAAAGAAAUAUAGCUAAACAACAAUCAUAAAGCAAUGUUCAGUUUUUGCUGAUUUUUAUUAGAAUAUUUCUUUGUGCCAUGAUUAUUUGGUUUAUAGUUGCUUAGUUGACCGUUGUGGUUGUAGUUUACGCUGAGAUAGUGUGUAAGUUGUUUAAGUCUGUGUGUUACCAUGACAACUGUAGAAAUAUUUGUAUAAAACCUCUAAUUCUAAGACUUUUAUGAGAUCAGUGAACAUUUAAUUUUAUUGUUUUAAACAAAAAGUGACUGCAGUGCAUACUUUGUUGAGUCAUGUGAGCAAAUAGCCUUUUUGUGAAGAAAAGAAAUGUGUAAAAAUGUUGUAAUAAGGAGUCUGAUAAAGAACCAGACUGGUUUUUGAUGUUCUGUCCCAAUCUUUACAGUGAAGAAUAAAGUAGACCUGAACAUCA